CUACAGCAGCCACACCGAGCUCUCUGCGCGCACGGAGGGACGUCUUCCCUUUCUGACCGGGAAAAAUCACAAGCGCACAGAUCCGACUCGACAGCGGUCACAAAGACCACGGAGACACCGGCUACAUCCUCAAAUUUGGCAUUACUUUUUUUUUCUUUUACGCACAGCCCGGGUAGUUAAAGCAGCGCGGAUGCUGCUGUCUGCCACCGGACUGCUCUCUCCUGCAACCACAAACGCCUGAGUCGCCAACGCAGUUACCUGGAGAAGGAAAAGGGGGAAAAAAAGCUUAUCUCAACUGGAUUAUUACUUUGAAUUAAUACAGCCAAGUGGCCGAGCGACGCCGAAAUCAAACCAAGGGGAUUACCGCCUGGGAAGCUCCUGGCUUGUCUUCUCAGAGGGCAAAGUGCUGGUAAAUCUGCUUUAACUGGACUUGGGACCCGAGCGAGGAGCUGCUCAGACCUGCACUUGACGACGCCGUCUGGGGGAAACACAUCCACUCCCGAGCAGCUGAGGGGGAAGUGAGAAUCCAGAGAAAAUGCCUCUUGCACAAAUCGCAGAGCCAUGGCCCACGAUGGAACUAGUGCAGCUGGAGACGGAGAAUGGGCAGAGUACUGCUGAGGACGGGGUCACAGCGGCUGUCAAGGAAGAUGAUGACAUCAAGGAGAUCAAUAUUACCCAUGUGGUCAAAGAGGGCUCGGAGAAGGCUGACGCCUCUCAGUUCGAACUGCUCAAGGUUUUGGGACAGGGAUCCUUUGGCAAGGUGUUCCUUGUGCGAAAGGUGACCCCUCCAGAUGACAACCAGCUUUAUGCCAUGAAGGUCCUCAAGAAAGCCACACUCAAAGUGAGGGACCGGGUGAGGACCAAGAUGGAGAGAGACAUCCUUGCAGAUGUCAACCACCCAUUUGUUGUCAAGCUGCACUACGCAUUCCAGACUGAAGGGAAGUUGUACUUGAUCCUGGACUUUCUCAGAGGAGGAGAUCUUUUCACCAGAUUGUCUAAAGAGGUGAUGUUCACAGAGGAAGAUGUGAAGUUUUAUUUAGCCGAGCUGGCACUGGGACUGGACCACCUCCAUAGCCUUGGAAUCAUUUACAGGGACCUCAAGCCUGAAAACAUUCUCCUGGAUGAGGAGGGACACAUCAAACUCACAGAUUUUGGCUUAUGUAAAGAAGCCAUCGAUCAUGAGAAGAAAGCUUAUUCCUUCUGUGGUACCGUGGAGUACAUGGCCCCAGAGGUGGUGAACAGACAGGGACACAUCCACAGCGCCGACUGGUGGUCAUUUGGUGUAUUAAUGUUUGAGAUGUUGACCGGAGCGCUGCCGUUUCAAGGCAAGGACCGCAAAGAAACCAUGAAUCUGAUUCUGAAGGCGCGCCUGGGAAUGCCUCAGUUCUUGAGCACCGAGGCCCAGUCUCUGCUCAGGGCUCUGUUCAAGAGGAACCCGGCCAACAGACUGGGCUCCGGUGCUGACGGUGCUGAAGAGAUUAAACGACACGGCUUCUUCUCGACUAUAGACUGGAAUAAACUCUUCCGAAAAGAAAUUAAGCCUCCGUUCAGACCAGCUGUAGCACGUCCAGAUGACACCUUCUAUUUUGACUCCGAGUUCACUUCUCGCACACCAAAAGACUCCCCCGGUGUUCCCCCCAGUGCUGGAGCGCAUCAGUUAUUCCGAGGCUUCAGCUUUGUGGCGUCAACGAUGCUGAACGAAGAAGGUGCAGUGGAGUUGGUGCAGCCCCCCCCUCACCCAGUGGUCCAGCAACUGCACGGCAAGAACCUGCUCUUCAGCGACGGCUACGUGCUCAAGGAGGACAUCGGCAUGGGCUCGUUCUCCGUGUGUAAAAGAUGUAUCCACAAAGCCACCAACACUGAAUAUGCGGUCAAGGUGAUCGACAAGACCAGCACCGACCCGUCUGAGGAAAUUGAGAUCCUACUUAGAUAUGGACAGCACCCCAACAUCAUAACACUGAAGGAUGUGUACGACAAUGGCAAGCAGGUGUUCCUGGUGACGGAGCUGAUGCGUGGAGGAGAGCUGCUUGAUCGGAUCCUGAAACAGAAGUUCUUUUCGGAGCGAGAGGCCAGCGCCGUGCUCCACACCAUCACCAAGACCGUGGAGUACCUGCACUCGCAGGGGGUGGUGCACAGAGACCUGAAGCCCAGCAACAUCCUCUACGUUGAUGAGUCUGGGAAUCCUGAGUCCAUCAGAAUCUGUGACUUUGGCUUUGCCAAGCAGCUGCGGGCCAACAACGGCCUGCUGAUGACCCCGUGCUACACUGCUAACUUUGUGGCCCCUGAGGUGCUGAAGCGUCAGGGCUACGACGAAGGAUGUGACAUCUGGAGUUUGGGAGUCUUGCUGUACACCAUGCUGGCUGGUUCUACUCCAUUUGCCAAUGGACCCGAGGACACGCCAAAUGAGAUUCUGAACAGGAUAGGAAACGGACACUUCAGUCUCACUGGAGGCAACUGGGACUCUGUGUCUGAUAGCGCUAAGGACCUUGUUUCCAAGAUGCUUCACGUGGACCCCCUUCAGAGGCUGACGGCCAAGCAGGUCUACAAACACCCCUGGAUCGUCCACAGAGACGAACUACCCAACAGCCAGCUCUCACACCAGGAUCCCAAACUAGUCAAGGGUGCGAUGGCAGCCACCUACUCCGCUCUGAAGAAAUCCCAGCCCACUCCAGAUCUCAAGCCCAUUGAAAGCUCGUUCCUUGCUCAGAGGCGUGUGAAGAAGCUACCCUCCACCUCUUUGUAGAGACUUUAAAACCAACCCCAACCAGCUCACUGGAGUCUGAUCGAAACCGCACCUCCUGACUCCAAACCAACCCAGUCAGCUUGCUCGGGGGGCGUAGCGUCUACCAGCCAAAACCAGCCAAGGAACACUGACUGUGGUCCUGCACCUCAUCUUGUGACACCGGCUAUCCCGCUCUUGCUGUCAUCCUCCUUGUGUGGGCUCAUCAGCUGCUGUUCAGCCAAUGCACUUGGACCAGCAAAAGAUUGUGAUGAUGAACUGGGAUGAGGGCAUAAAGGGAAAAGGAAGAAAAAAAAAACCAUGGGGUGCAGGUUUCUGACAGAUGUAUUAGUGAUGUAUGAGUGUGUGUGUGUGUGCGUGUGUGUGCGUGUGCGUGCGUGCGUGUGUGUGUGCAUGACCUGCAACAGAGUCGACGCAGCCAUGUUUUUGAUAGUGACAAUGACAGUUUUCUCUCCUAAUCGUUGCUGUAAUUGGUUCUUGCUGCACGCCUGUCCGCCUGCCUGUGUCAUUGUCCAUAUUCCUGUUCUUUUUUGUAGAGUUUAUGAGCUUUAUAUUUACCGGCUGUGCUGCCAAAUCAAACUGUGCAGUCAGCACAAAAACACAGCACUGUCCGGCUGCUGUUAAAUGUUUUUUUUUUUCCUUUCCUUUUUUUUUUUCAUAGAAAAUACUGAAAUAAUUCUGCCAUGAAUGCCUCUUUGGCUUUGGUACAACCAGAAUAUGUAGAUUCUGGGAGAUGUCAAACGCUGAUGUUUUGGUUAAUGUCAAUCUAAGCUUGUAUUUGGUUAAACAAAGUGUAUGUGUGCGUGUGUGUGUCCGUGCGUGUGUGUGUGUGUGUGUGUGUGUGUGUGUGUGUGUGUGUGUGUGUGUGUGUGUGUCGGUGCAUGAUUUGCAGUGUGUGUGUGCGUAUCGUCUUGCAGGAUGCUGCAAAGUCAUGUGCAUGAUCUGGUGACGUGAUGAUGUCAUGUGGCUUCCUCGUUUUGCUGCUCUCCCUUUUCUCUGCUUGGUCAAACUGCUGGCGAACAUUUGAGAUGACUAUUAUUUUUAUUACUACAAAAACUAGUAAAAUAGGUGGCUUUCUGUGAAAGAAAACCUGCCCCAGAGCAGUGUGGCAUGUUUGCUUUAAUGUACUCUGAGUUUCUCCUCUGUGUUCAUUGGACAAUGCAUAUUGAAAUCUGUUUCUUGUGUUAGUUGCUUUUGUCGUUGUUGUUGUUGUUUCUUUUUCUUUAUCUUUUUGUCUAAAGACAUGCUGAAAUGGAUCCUGUGGACUUGAUGCUGUGCAGGUCUUUUCUUCUAUUCAAGGAAUGUGAAAGUGCUGCAAAGGGCCAACCAUCUUCUUGAAGUUGAGCUCUCAUUUGCUACUUUUGUCAGAUCACUGGUUGGUAAUAUGAAAUAGACCUACCUUCAUUGUGGAGUAUCUUCUUUUCUUUCAUUAUAUUUGAAUAUUCAUGAAUUCUUUUGAAUACAACACUUGGUUACACGUCACUGAAACUGAGUGUGAGAUCUUUUAAAGAAGGGGAAAUCCAGCUGUAAUUUUCUUCAUAAAGUAGGUCCUGCUUUCAGCUCAGUGCCUAGGCCUACAGGUGAGGCAGAAUGUCUUGCAUGGAAAAUGCAUGAAAAAUAACAAAAAAAAUAUAAUAUUUCCAAAAAGAUACUGUGCUCCUGUAGAAGGAAAGACCUGUGUGGCCUAAUAAGAUAUGAACCAGCUGUCUUACCUCAAAAGGGAUCAAGCUUAUGUUAUUCUUAUUUGGUGGCAAAACUUCCCCUCCUGAUUAAUGGUAUUAUGUUGAGGUGUUAUUCUAUGAUAAAGAUGAAGAUUUUUAUAUCUUACAAUAUUAAAAAUUGAGUUGCUAUGACAAA
This is a messenger RNA of Cololabis saira (Pacific saury), 4597 nucleotides long. RefSeq names its product ribosomal protein S6 kinase a, polypeptide 1 (gene rps6ka1). The transcript is spliced from 22 exons. Bases 536 to 2743 code for a protein of 735 amino acids. The record is from RefSeq and is a predicted model, not a curated record. Gene Ontology annotation, biological process: protein phosphorylation; intracellular signal transduction; positive regulation of DNA-templated transcription. Gene Ontology annotation, molecular function: ribosomal protein S6 kinase activity; ATP binding; magnesium ion binding. Lineage: Eukaryota; Metazoa; Chordata; Actinopteri; Beloniformes; Belonidae.